GCAUUUUCACUCCUCACAUGCUUUUUCGCUGCAGCCGGCUUCCUCCAACCAGCACUCCCUCUCCUCUCUCCCUCUCUCUCUCCCUCUUUUUUUUCCUCCUAUUUAUGAAAACGUCACUUCAAGUCCCUCCCUGUUUGAAUCUCAUUAGUUUCUUGUGUGUUUCUCCCUGUCAAUAAUCCCGAAUCCAGACUCUCUCUAUUUCCAUCCCUCUCUAUCUGUCAAUCAGCGCCGCCUUUGAACUGAAAACCACUCCGACCAACUUCAACUCACUCAAUCCGAGCGGCUCGGCUCCUUCUCCGGCUUCCCCAUUUUUCUGCCAACAUUUUUCCCCCUUCUUUUUCCCCCCCUUGUGUUUUUGAGUUUUAUAUACCAGAGCUUUUGGAAAACGCCAAUACGAAGACCCUCUCUUUUAAAAAGAAAACCCCCCAAAAACUUAAACUCUCGGACUUUCGAGCUCGCAGAGAUCAAGGGUUUGAAACUUUUUGGUGGUUUUUUUCGACCCGAGAACGAUUCUUCUGCUCGGGGGAAAAAUGCCGCAGCUCAACGGCGGUGGAGGGGACGAUCUGGGCGCAAACGAUGAGAUGAUUUCGUUCAAAGACGAAGGGGAGCAGGAGGAGAAAAUCUCGGAGAACUCCUCGGCAGAAAGGGAUUUAGCAGACGUCAAAUCUUCGCUCGUAAACGAGUCGGAAACGAAUCAGAACAGCUCUUCGGACUCGGAGGCGGAAAGACGGCCUCCGCCUAGAUCUGAAACUUUCAGAGACAAAACAAGGGAAAGUUUAGAAGAGGCUGCGAAAAGGCAAGAUGGAGGGCUGUUCAAGAGCCCACCGUACCCGGGCUAUCCGUUUAUAAUGAUCCCCGAUCUCACCAGCCCCUACCUCCCCAACGGAUCACUUUCUCCAACAGCACGCACAGUAAGUUCACUUAUUUUACCAGCUGGAUAUCUGCACACACACUCCUCACACACUCUUCCUCACACUCUCUCUCUCUCUCUCACACACACACACCGAGGCUCCAAAGCAGUGUUGUCACCCAGAAAAAGCUGAAAAAAAGGGGGGGCAAAAAUUGUGGAAGCCAAGUUUUCCAACUCCUCCUGAAGUGUACAGCACCGCGCUCUUGAACAUGGAAGCUAACAUGCUAACUAUGCUAAUGAAUUCAAAAAAUAAAUUGAAAUCAUAAAUGGUAGGGGAAAUUGAGUGAAAAUUUUUGUUCAAUUAAAUAUAUUGUAAUUUUCUAUUUAUUUUUAAUAACAAUAUUUGGCCGUGUUUUAUUAAAAUUAGGUUAAAAGUGCGUGAUCCCCCCACCCCCUUCCUCCUAAAUAAUGCAACUGAUUUGUGUUUGCAUGGCCUCAUCAAAAAUGCCCUUUUUUUAUUUCCCCACUAACACUACAGGGAGCUGCACUUUUACAACGGCUCUCUAACACACUGAACAGUGUUUUUU
Messenger RNA from Poecilia latipinna (sailfin molly), 1437 nucleotides. Its product is annotated as transcription factor 7-like 2. Gene Ontology annotation, cellular component: beta-catenin-TCF complex; chromatin; catenin-TCF7L2 complex. Lineage: Eukaryota; Metazoa; Chordata; Actinopteri; Cyprinodontiformes; Poeciliidae. Gene Ontology annotation, biological process: regulation of transcription by RNA polymerase II; canonical Wnt signaling pathway. The transcript has 3 exons. The record is from RefSeq and is a predicted model, not a curated record. Gene Ontology annotation, molecular function: RNA polymerase II cis-regulatory region sequence-specific DNA binding; DNA-binding transcription factor activity, RNA polymerase II-specific. Bases 531 to 1043 code for a protein of 170 amino acids.